UCUUCAACUUCCCUGAUAAAGUAAAGCGGUAGACGCUUGAAGUGUACGAGCAAGAAACCACUCCUAAAUUAAUCGCAGUUACUAACCCCAGAAUUAUCUCCUUUUGGGGAGAUAAAUAUUAAGUUCAUCAUAGUUUGAACUGGAUUCAUAGCUCUAUAUUUAGCUGCUCACAGAUCGAUCUAACGUUUGUUCUCAUCGCGUUGUUUGGAUUUUAAAGUGGACGUUUUGAGUGGUGAACGCGGUGAAACAUUUCCAUUGUCCUUUGAAGUCCAACACGCAUCCCAGCUAAAACCAUGCCAUUCCCCUUUGGGAAGUCUCAGAAGAGCCCUGCAGAGAUUGUGAAGAGUCUGAAGGAGAAUGUGGCAUACUUGGAGAAGCUAGAAUCAUCUGAAAGCAAGAAGUGUGAAAAGGUUGCAGAGGAAGUAUCAAAAAAUCUUGCAUCGUUGAAAGAGGUGCUGUCUGGCACUGGAGACAAGGAGCCUCAGACUGAGGCAGUGGCCCAACUGGCUCAAGAGCUCUAUAACACCAACCUCCUCAUUUCUCUAAUAGCAAAUCUACAGAGGAUUGAUUUUGAGGGAAAGAAGGAUGUGGUGCAUCUGUUUAGCAACAUAGUACGUCGGCAGAUUGGCGCUCGCACCCCAACUGUGGAGUACAUCUCUUCCCACUCACAGAUACUCUUUAUGCUGCUGAAAGGCAGCUAUGAAACCCCAGAAGUGGCCCUUAACUGUGGCAUGAUGCUGAGGGAAUGUCUGCGUCAUGAACCUCUGGCCCGAAUCGUCCUGUUCUCUGAGGAUUUCUUCUGCUUCUUUCGCUAUGUGGAGCUAUCUACCUUUGACAUUGCCUCUGAUGCUUUUGCCUCUUUUAAGGAUCUCCUGACAAGACACAAGAUCAUGUGUGCAGAUUUCUUGGAGACAAAUUAUGACAGAGUGUUCACAGAGUAUGAAAAGCUGCUGCAUUCUGAGAACUAUGUCACCAAGCGCCAGUCUCUGAAGCUUUUGGGAGAGCUACUGCUGGACAGACACAACUUCACAGUCAUGACCAAAUACAUCAGUCGAGCUGAGAACCUAAAGCUGAUGAUGAACAUGUUGAGAGACAACAGCCGCAACAUCCAAUUUGAAGCCUUCCAUGUCUUUAAGGUGUUUGUGGCCAACCCCAAUAAGACACAGCCUGUCCUGGACAUCCUCAUCAAGAAUCAGUCCAAGUUGGUGGACUUCCUGAGCCACUUUCAAACGGACCGUUCUGAAGACGAGCAGUUCUGCGAUGAGAAGAAUUAUCUCAUUAAGCAGAUCCGGGAUAUCAAACGGCCUGCACCUGCAGAGGAGUCCUAAUGGAAAAACGUUGAGUGUAGAACCAGGGAGCUCGCCUAGUGAUGUGGUUUGAUUAUGUGGGUGAGAAUUGGAUGGGAGGGACAACUAAAGUCAAAGAAAGAAAGGCAUCACUUGGACUAAAUAUAUUUACAUCCAACUUCUGAAACAGAUGGAGAAAUGCUGUCAGAAUGUGCAAACACAUGCCUGCCCCUUUACUUGGGGCGAGCAGGGUUUUGGAUCAAAUAAAACCCAAGCUCUCCAUUUAAACCUAUAUAUAUACUUUUAGCACUGCCCUUACAAAGGAAGUACAAUUGAUUUACCUUCAGACGGUAAAUCGUAGAUUAAAACGUUUAUCCAAAUUCAUCUGAAUGAGAAGUAUUUCUAAAGCCUGCUCAGGGCUUUUUAACAUUUUUAAUUACGUUAGAACAAGUAUAUUGGUACAAGGUAUGGCUCUGCAUAUUUGCACUAAAUCUGGUAGCUUUGCUCCAGGUUGGCCAUUAGUGCCAGUUCAUCCUCUUAGCACAAGAAAACCAAAUAUUAACAAAUGCAUUAAAAAUGUAAAACGGUAGGUCAUAAAUACAGGACAUUAUGGGGCCUUCUUUAAAUACACAAACACAAAUUCACCAGGACAUUCUCAGAUUUAUAUUAGUUAAGGGACAUUAAAGCAUUUUAAAAGCCAGAAAAUGUCAUGUGGUCAAGCGAAACCUUUAUCUUUGAAAAAGUAGCCCGUGGAGUUUAGUGGUCAUGUUGGAUGCUGCACUCAAUUUCCAUUUUAACUGGGUGCCUUAUUUAAAUAGCUUGGUCAUUCUGGGUCUUCUAUUACAUUUUAUAUUUAUCUAUAACAAUGGAUUUGUAGUAAUAUUCUGCUUUUGCUUGGGUUAACACAUUAGGAGAACUAGUUUCCUUUAAAUUACUACUAAAAAAAAAAAAAUUAUGACAUUUAAAAAAAAAACAAUACUCAUUUAUAGACGUUUUCUCAGUUUAGAUGAAAAAUGCAAUGAAUAAUUCAGGGUUCAUAGACUUCAGCAAUGGUGAAAUACAUGGUACACAAUUACAGUGCAAGACAUGAUAACUUCCACACACACACACACACACACACACACACACACACACACACACACACACACACACACACACACACACACACUGUAACAUUGAAAGGAUGUGAAAUGCUAGAGCUGGGGCUUGUUAUUCCUCAUGCCGAAUUUUGAUGGACAGCUUAGACAAGCCAAUUAAGCCUUUAAAACAUGGAUGCAAUAGGAAAGACCAUUUAACACAGUUUUUCGUGUCCUGCACUGUCAAACUUGAAUGAGCCAAAGCUGUGGUAACACGGUAUAUCUUAUGAUGCCUGACUAGACAUAGAAUUUGGUUCUCCUAUGGAUGGAUUGCACCUCUCAGUAUCUCUUGGAAGUUUUAGAUGAAAUGCAGAACAGGAUUCUACUGAAAGGUUCCACCAUUAGUCUUCAUACCUUUAAGUUGAAUAUAUUUUAUGUACUCUAUUUGCACAAGUUUCUUUCUCAUAUACCUCAGAUUUUAAAUUCCUAAGUGCUGUUUUUUCCCCUGCUUUGCUUCAGUAGAAUUUGUGGUAUCAGGUUCAUUACAUUAACGUUAGUAAAUGCAUUCGGUGUCAUGAACUUGCAUUUAUUAGUCUUGGUUAAUGUUAAUUUUUAAAUUACAUUUCAAGUUGCAUACAUGAACAUUUGUUUAUACAUAAUGAACAAUAGUGUAUUUAUUAAUAAUUAACAUUAACCUAGAUGAAUAAAAGCGCAUUAGGUAUCAUAAACAGUUAACAAACAAAUCACAAUUUAUUGUAAAGUGUUUCUGGUAUUAUUAUGGAUGUGGGGCGGUAGUUUGAAUUUUGCAAGCUAAAAUAAGACCUUACAACACAAAGUUGUGGUCUUGUAAUGCUGAAAUGGACCUGCAAGGGAAACAGUUUAAUUUUUGCAUUUCGCUAAUGGGUACAUAGGCUGUCACGAGUGUGAGGAGAGCACUUGCUGUGCUUGUGUAAAUGAGCCACACUCUAAAAGGUUUUUAAUGGAUUAAUCCAAAUGUCAAUGUGUUCUUGUGCUUUGACAUCGUUUCAGUCAGCUCGUCAGCGGAAGCAAAUGUUUUUUUGAAAGUGUAGAUUUGUGCUUUAUUUUAAGUAUUUAGGAGGUGAAGGGGAAAAACCUUCUGAGCUGCCUUUCUUGCUUUUAUAAACUGCACCAUGUGUGAAAUCACAAAGCCUUCAUGUUGAACAGUGACCUAGACUGAUUCACUUUUUGUUUCCCCAAAAGAUCUACAGCUAUCAAUAACCAAAUAUUUCCACCAUUUCAUUAAAUGUCACUUGAUACCACAAGUACAAGAAUGGGCGUUUAGCCAAAUGUGAUUAUUCCACAGACAGGGUUUUUAAGGAGGGUUUUUGUCCUUAAGCUCAUUUAAGCUUUGAGCCUUGAGAUUCUCCAUGCAAUGAUAGUGAUCUCUGACAAAGAGAUUCAAAUUAAUAUGUUAAAUCUAUGGUAAAUUAUUAUAUACACCUUUUAUUAUUUGCGGUUUGACUGAUAAAUGUUUGCUAGGCUUUUCAUUCAUUUCUCACACAUUUGAGUUUUGUCAUAUUUUCCACUGUGGGAGAGGAUUAUAUAUGUACAUAAAGUUUUAUUUUAAAAAAAAGAGUAAGUGUGAAGGCAUACUGAAAAUAAAAGAAACAAUGGCA
Molecule: messenger RNA, 3999 nt
Organism: Ctenopharyngodon idella (grass carp)
Lineage: Eukaryota; Metazoa; Chordata; Actinopteri; Cypriniformes; Xenocyprididae
Gene: cab39l1
Product: calcium binding protein 39, like 1
Exons: 9
Coding region: 294-1328 (344 amino acids)
Biological process (GO): intracellular signal transduction
Molecular function (GO): protein serine/threonine kinase activator activity
Source: RefSeq, a predicted model, not a curated record